Molecule: messenger RNA, 1955 nt
Organism: Seriola aureovittata
Lineage: Eukaryota; Metazoa; Chordata; Actinopteri; Carangiformes; Carangidae
Gene: chic1
Product: cysteine-rich hydrophobic domain 1
Exons: 6
Coding region: 16-540 (174 amino acids)
Source: RefSeq, a predicted model, not a curated record
ACCGUGGGAAACGUCAUGAGCGUCUUACUACCCAACAUGGCGGACUUUGAUACCAUUUAUGAGUUAGAAGACGAAGAGGAUGAGCACGUAGUGAGCGAGGAACACUUGCCCAGAUACUGUCCGGAGCCCGUGGUUAUGCGAGGGGCUGGGCACAUUACAGUGUUUGGACUGAGCAACAGAUUUGACACAGAAUUUCCCUCUGUUCUCACGGGAAAGGUAGCGCCAGAGGAAUUCAAAACCAGCAUCAGCAGGGUGAAUGCUUGUUUGAAGAAGAACUUGCCUGUGAAUGUGAAGUGGCUUCUUUGCGGCUGCCUGUGUUGUUGCUGUACAGUUGGCUGCAGUCUAUGGCCUGUUAUCUGCCUCAACAAGAGAACAAGACGGUCUAUUCAGAAGUUGUUAGAGUGGGAAAAUAACCGAUUAUACCACAAGCUGGGACUGCACUGGAAACUCAGUAAAAGAAAAUGUGAAAGCAGUAAUAUGAUGGAAUAUGUGAUUCUUAUAGAAUUCUUACCCAAAUAUCCUAUACUCCGACCGGACUGAGGAGGCCGUUAACAGACUGGACGUGUGGCCCUUGAAUCUUAUCCUUAGUGCCUUGUAUAUACAGUAUGUUGAAAUAAGGGUCUGCAGCGGCGUCUAUCGUGGCGACCUGUACAUUUCCCAGUACCUUGUACAUUAGAAUUUGCAACACUGUCACUUUGCUUUAGAGCAGAUUUUGCACAUUUUCCCGACAGAACUAGACAUGUCCCCUUUGUUGCACUCUGAUGUGUUUUUGUUAUGUGACAAACAAGUGAAACUCUCGAAAAGUGCAUUUACCCCAAAGAACCAUCAACCUGUAUCCCAUCUAUUAUAUCAGUAAUCCCUUGCAAAGAAUGUGAUGCCUCCACCUUCCUUAACUAUCCUUGCCUUAUGUAUGACUUUUUAAAUAACUCUACAUGUAACAGGAGGAGGAAGGCAUUGGGUAAUUCAACAAGUCUGUAGAUUCAAACGCUGUUUGUUGGGUUUCCUCUCUUUGAAUCCAGUUCUUUGCAAGUUGAUGGGAUGGUUGAAAUUGCCUAACGUACAGUGUACGUCAUCACCCUGUGUUUUUUCUUUACAUGUAACCCUCUGUACAUGGGAACUAGCUAGUAAGAGAACUUGACCUGUAAAUAUCAUGUUAGGAUAAGCUGUACAGUGGUAUACCAUUGUUUACAUAAAGUUACUUAGGUCUUUAGUUUUUUUGCCAAUAUAUUGCUGUACCAUAGUUUUGAUUAUUGAAAGAUGUCUACGUACCUUUCUAGUUUAUAUGGACCUGUUUACCUUGUAAGCCAUAUAGUUACAAUGUACAUGAUGCCAGAGUUAGGACUGAUUAUUGCACUUGAGCGCAAAAGAAAGUCAGGAUUUUAGAUUAUAAUGCAUCCUGAAUAUUCAUCCAAUAACAACAGCUGCUGUGCUUGUUGCCGUGUGGUUUUUGCCAAUGAAGAUGACAUUCAAUGACGCCUCGUCUGAUAAAGCUGGAGAUGGUCGCAUCUCCAGCUUUGAUGUUGGACAUGCAGUUGGAAGAUAAUGAUUUGAAUUCUGCACUUCCAUUCAUUUUUUUUCCCAAUUUGUCCCAACAAUGCAUUGAUUUUUAUAGUUUUGUACUCUUCCCUGUGCUGUGUUUGGUCCUCCUGAUGUGUUAUGGAGCACAUGCAUUAACAGUACAUGGUGUGUUGAGCAGAUGGUUCCUUUGUUUCAGUCUUUCUGUCCAGUGUUAAAAUUAUUUUCCUGAAUCUUGGUCAAGAGAUUGCUGUAUUGCGUUGUAUUAGAGUGCCUCUGGAUUAGUUGGUGAAACACAGAGAAGUAUAGGUUAAAAUCUGUUCUCUUGUACAAAGGAGAUUUGAAAUCCUCCUCCCAGUAUUGUCCCCCUUACAAUUCUUGUAAAUGUUUGUCAUGAUGACCUGAUCCCUAUGGAGAGAGAAAAUAAAUUGUCGAUUUGG